Molecule: messenger RNA, 6762 nt
Organism: Oncorhynchus mykiss (rainbow trout)
Lineage: Eukaryota; Metazoa; Chordata; Actinopteri; Salmoniformes; Salmonidae
Product: protein strawberry notch homolog 2
Biological process (GO): regulation of DNA-templated transcription
Cellular component (GO): nucleus
Molecular function (GO): chromatin DNA binding; histone binding
Source: RefSeq, a predicted model, not a curated record
CGACAGCAGAGGAAAUAUCUGCUUGCAAGAUGGCGGCGUCUAUCAGGAAGUGAAGGAAACAACUGAAAAUAAAAGUUGGACCAAAUUCCUUGUUUUGGUCCAUUUAAAGCAAUAAUUCGAUUGAAAACAUAACUGCGAACGGAUCUUGUAUUCAGAAUAAGAAACACAUUCGUGGGGAUGGAGUGGGCCUUGGUAUAAGCUCUGUAGGACACAGCCAGCAUACGUACGUGAAGGUCAAAGGUCAUGUGUCAGCCUGCAACCUGAUGCCCAGCCUCCCAUCACCCUCACCGGCCAUGGACGGGGAGAACUACCUGCACCCAGAGGGGCCACAGCUGGACAGCAGCAUUUUCGAAGUUGCCUCUUCCAAUAUGGAGAGUUAUCUGUAUCCCUCUGGUUCCUGGGCAUCAUUUUCACAGCAGUCAGGAGGCUACAACGCACACUGCCCUAUGCAAUCUGGAAACCAGCAAUACCACUUGAAUGCUCCCAUGCCCGAUUUGGACAUGUUCAGCCAUUCAGGGUUCCAUGACGAUUUCCUCAACCUCCCCAGGAACGGAGACUUCCCUCAGAACCUGUCCUGCAUCGAUGACCUCUCCAACUCUCUGUUCUCCUCUCCGGCCGACUCGCUGUCAGACUACACCGAUGCCCAGGCCUUCAUCCCCACAGAUAACCUGGCCCACGUGCCCACGAUAUGGGACAUAAACACACCAGCACAGAGCCAGCUGGAGCUGAAUGCCAACAGGUUUCAGGAUUUGAACAGUUUGGAGGAUAUUGCUGCCAUUAUCAGCACCCCACCUUUGGGAGGAUACCAGCAGACUCAGAGAAACCAGACUCCGGCAGAAGAGGAGGCAGAGGAGGAGGAGGAAGAGACAGAGGAGCUGGGACAUGUAGACACCUACGCUGACUACAAACCAUCCAAAUCCACCAUAGGGAUCUCCCACCCAGACAUAGUGGUGGAGACCAACACGCUGUCCAGCGUCCCUCCACCUGACAUCACCUACACUCUGUCCAUUCCUAACUCCACCAUCAACUGUGGUCUGCUCUCUGCCCUGCAGCUGGAGGCCAUCAUAUACGCAUGCCAGCAACACGAGGUAAUUCUGCAGAACAACCAGAGAGCAGGCUUCCUGAUAGGAGACGGGGCCGGAGUAGGGAAAGGCCGCACAGUGGCCGGCAUCAUCCUGGAGAAUUACCUAAAGGGAAGGAAGAAAGCGCUAUGGUUCAGUGUAUCCAAUGACCUGAAAUACGACGCGGAGAGAGAUCUGAAAGACAUAGAUGCUCCCACCAUUCCUGUGCAUGCCUUAAACAAGAUCAAGUAUGGAGACACAGCUACCUCAGAAGGAGUCCUGUUUGCGACAUACUCUGCACUGAUCGGGGAGAGCCAAGCAGGUGGGCAGCACCGCACCAGACUCAAGCAGAUCCUGGACUGGUGCAAGCCCGGCUUUGAUGGAGUUAUUGUGUUUGACGAAUGCCACAAGGCCAAGAAUGCUACGUCCACCAAGAUGGGCAAGGCCGUGCUGGACCUGCAGCACAACCUGCCGCUGGCCAGGGUGGUUUACGCCAGUGCCACAGGUGCCUCUGAGCCAAAGAACAUGAUCUAUAUGAGCCGCCUGGGGAUCUGGGGCGAGGGCACGCCCUUCAAGACCUUUGACGACUUCCUGCACGCCAUCGAGAAGAGGGGUGUAGGCGCGAUGGAGAUUGUUGCCAUGGACAUGAAGGUGAGUGGGAUGUACAUCGCCCGGCAGCUGAGCUUCUCAGGGGUGUCCUUCCGCAUCGAGGAGAUUGGUCUGGACGACGACUUCAAACUGGUCUACAACAAAGCUGCCAAACUGUGGGCGGAGGCGCUGGCCGUGUUCAUGCGUGCAGCGGACGCGCUGUGUCUGGUCAGCAGGAAGUCCCUGUGGGGUCAGUUCUGGUCUUCCCACCAGCGCUUCUUCAAAUACCUCUGCAUCGCCGCCAAGGUUCGCUGCCUGGUGGAGCUGGCCAAGAAAGAACUGAAAGCUGGCAAGUGCAUCGUGAUUGGUCUACAGUCCACAGGAGAGGCCCGAACCAGAGAGGUCCUGGAUGAGAACGAUGGGCACCUGGACAGAUUCGUAUCUGCAGCAGAGGGUGUGUUCAAAGCUCUGGUACAGAAACACUUUCCCUCCGAGAAGCAGAGGAGAGAGAAGGCACGUGGAAACAAGAGAAAACGUAAGCCCAGGGGCCGGCAGCCCAAAUUCCCAAAGCACACCAUGGUUCAUCUGGGGGGCGUGAUCAACAUCAGUGACGACAGCAGCACGGACACGGACGGCAUGGACACCGACUCCAACUCCUCGCCAGACUCCCUGAUGGACAAUAACGAUGACGUCAUCUUCGUCCAGCACACCAGCUGUCACACAGCCAGUAUAGAGAAGAUGAAGCAGAGCCUCCUGAACAAGAUCGCUGACCUGGGAAAGGAACUACCUCUGAACACUCUGGACGAGCUCAUUGACCAGUUUGGAGGACCAGAGAUGGUAUCGGAGAUGACGGGUCGUAAGGGUCGCGUGGUGCGGCGUCCUGACGGAAGCGUGCGCUACGAGUCGCGUGCAGAGCAGAGCCAUACCAUAGACCACAUCAACCUCAAGGAGAAGGACCGCUUCAUGUGUGGAGAGAAGAUGGUGGCCAUCAUCUCAGAGGCAGCCAGCUCAGGCAUCUCCUUGCAGGCAGACAAGCGGGUGAAGAACCAGCGUCGGAGGGUCCACAUAACCCUAGAGCUGCCCUGGAGUGCAGACAGAGCCAUCCAGCAGUUUGGUCGUACCCAUCGCUCUAACCAGGUGACGGCUCCAGAGUACAUCUUCCUCAUCUCUGAGCUGGCCGGUGAAAGACGCUUCGCCUCCAUUGUGGCCAAGAGACUGGAGAGCCUGGGUGCAUUGACCCACGGUGACAGGAGAGCCACAGAGUCCAGAGACCUGAGCAAAUACAACUUUGAAAACAAGUACGGUACCAAGGCUCUGGAUAAGAUCACCAAAGCCAUCCUGGGCCACAUCGAGAGCAAGGUGUCCCCUCCCAAAGGUUACCCCGGGGGUGAUGCUCUGUUCUUCAGAGACAUGAAGCAUGGCAUGAUGGACGUGGGUAUCUUCUGCAAGGAGCCACGGUUUGGUCUCAGCACUGAGAAAGACUGCAGCAUCACCAAGUUCCUCAACAGGAUCCUGGGCCUGGAGGUCCACAAGCAGAACUCUCUGUUCCAGUACUUCACCGACAACUUUGACUACCUGAUCGAGAAGGACAAAAAGGAGGGCAAAUACGACAUGGGAAUCCUAGAUCUGGCCCCAGGUAACGAUGAAAUCUACGAGGAGAAGCAAGAGACCUUCAUGACAGUUGGAAACCCCCAGGACGGACAGGUCGUGCUCUACAAGAUCAGCGUGGACAGAGGUAUGCCCUGGGAGGAGGCCUAUGAGAAAGUCCAGAACCUCAACAGUCCUGACGAGGGCUUCUACCUCUCACACAAGUUGCGGGGGAACCACCCGUGUGUGCUGCUGGCGGAGCAGGGUCGAGGGAGGAACUUCAUCGUCUACAAGCCCAACAUCGGGAAGCAGGCCCACCCAGAGAGCCUGGACAACCUGCAGCUACGCUACCGCAAGGUGACUCCAGACCAAGCCAAGGACAGCUGGGAGAGCCAGUUCAACUUCUCCUUUGGGAAAUGUAGCCAUGCUAACUGGAACGGGAAGUGUAAGAAGAUCGAGGAGGGUCAGGAGUGUCUGCAGGGAAUGCGUCUGCGCCAGUACCACAUGCUGUGUGGUGCGCUACUGCGCGUCUGGAAGUAUGUGGCUGACGUGGUCUCUGACAUCACCUGCUCCAGCAUCCUUCAGAUCGUACGCCUCAAAACCAAAAAUAGUAACAAGCAAGUCGGUAUCAAGAUCCCAGAGAACUGUGUGGCCCGAGUGCGGCAGGAACUUCUCAAAAUGGACGAGGAGGUGAAGAGAAGGCGCAAGGAGAAGGAGCAGCAGCGCGCCCAGGAGCAGCAGCGAGCCCAGGAGCAGCGGCUAGCCGAGGAGCGGCAGCUUCAGAACCAACACCUGCUGGCCAAGCUUUACAGCCAGAGACAGACCCUGAACCACAGCUUCAACAACCAGAACUUGUCGCAGGGCCUCAAGACCCAGCGCCUGAGCCUGGCCCAGGCCAAUCCUCUACAGGUCAAGCCUUCACAGCUCAAACCCCAGCUCGGUCCAGUCAACCAGCUCCCCAGCAUGGCCAGCCCCACCUCCCACUUCUCCAAUUUCCCCCACCACUUCCCCUCCCUGCGCCUCCUGCAGCCCGACCCCUCCUCCUCCUCUAUGCCCCCUCGGACCGGGGAGGAGGUCUUAGACCUGACGGUGAGCCCCUCUCCCUCCCCAGACAGCAAAGAGAGAGGCCUGGUCCUCGACUGCCUGAACAGAGACGGCUUUGGCCUGGACUCUCUGAUAUUGCUGAGCGAGCUCGCCGCCCAGAACACUGCACACAAACUGCAGCAACCUCUACAGCCACUGCCACCACUGACAAAGCCACAGCAGCUACUGUCGCCACAGCAGAUACAGCUACAGUCGCCACAGCAGAUACAACCACAGCUACAGUCGCCACAGCAGAUGCAUCCACAGCUACAGUCGCCACAGCAGAUACAAACACAGCUACAGUCGCCACAGCAGAUACAGCUACAGUCGCCACAGCAGAUACAACCACAGCUACAGUCGCCACAGCAGAUACAGCCACAGCUACAGUUGCCACAGCAGAUACAACCACAGCUACAGUCACCACAGCAGAUACAACCACAGCUACAGUCGCCACAGCAGAUACAACCACAGCUGCAGUCACCACAGCAGAUACAACCACAGCAACGGUUGGACAGUCCGACUCUAAUCAACAGCGACCACCAGGACUACUAUGACAUCCUCAAACUGCUGGAAGAUCCAGACCAUCUGCCUUACUCUCUGUCUAGCCAGACAACUACUAACCCCUCCACUUCCUCCAACACAGUGGCUCAAGUCUCGUCCGGCCUCCUCUCUUCCCCCUCUACCCCCUCCUCCUCUCUCUUCUCUCCUUCGGCCCUGGCCCCCUCAGAACAGCAACCGCUCCCUCUGGCCAACGGCCACUGCAGCACGGACGCCCUCAUUAAUGUGCGCGAAGUGCUGGACAACAUGCUGCGGACCAGCGCAGAUCGGCAGACGGUUAUCCAUUACCGGCUGCCUGAAUGGGACUCUGUGUAACCACAUCAUCAGUGUGGCUGUCUGAAUGGGACUCUGUGUAACCACAUCAUCAGUGUGGCUGUCUGAAUGAGACUCUGUGUAACCACCUUGUCAGUGUGGCUGUCUGAAUGGGACUCUGUGUAACCACCUUGUCAGUGUGGCUGUCUGAAUGGGACUCUGUGUAACCACCUUGUCAGUGUGGCUGUCUGAAUGGGACUCUGUGUAACCACCUUGUCAGUGUGGCUGUCUGAAUGGGACUCUGUGUAACCACCUUGUCAGUGUUGCUGUCUGAAUGGGACUCUGUGUAACCACCUUGUCAGUGUGGCUGUCUGUGUCCUCUAGCUGCUGAGUGUGAAAGCAAGCCUCAUCCCCUCUCCCCUCAGGACCUAGUCACAUCACUGCCUGUCCUGUGCUCUUCUCCUCCUUAACCCUCCCAGUCACUUUCACUAGACCAAAUGUGUGGUCCCGUUCAGAGAUGGUAAACAUACGACCCAGGUGGAACUGGCCCGGGCACUUCGCUGAGAGAGAGAGAGCAAAUGGUCUAUUUCUACACCAAGGCUUGACUCAAUGAAGAAACACAAUUCCAACAGGGUUUGAUUAUGUUUCUAGAACUAUCAAAAGCUCAUGUGCUUUAAAAAAAAUCCAACCUGGUUGCAAUUGUUUUUUGUUUUUUAUUGAGGAAACCUUAAUUUAGAAAUAUUUUUCUAGAACCACAGCUAGUCGCUACUGGUUAUGUUGGGUUUCACUGGUAACAUCGCUGGAUUCAAACUGCCUUUCAUGCACAUCUGUAUGCUUUUCUGCGUUGUCCUGUAAUUCGCUUCAUCGCCAUUGCAUCGACUUGGUUUGUUAAAACCAAGGGCUCGACUCAAAAACAUAAAACUGGAAAAAUGGACAAAGUUUCAGUUUUGGCUCCUUCUUCUCCCUCACUCUGCUGUUUCUACCAUCACUCUCUCUAGUGUCCCGUGUGAAAAAAGAAGGGAGUCAGCCGUUGUAACAGUGCCUUUGGAAACCUACUUAAAUGCAGUCUUUGAAACCCAUAUAGGCCUAAUGUAUAGAUUUGUACUGGAAGCAUAGGUAUGUUAAUUUAUUAUAUUUGUAUUUAACUUAACCCUCCUCGGCCCUCUGUUGGCUCUAUGCUGGUGGCAGGUGCCAGGGGUCGUCCCCACGAUCCCAGUAUGUGUAUGUCUGUCUGUGUGUGGACCCUAUAACUGUCCCUUCAGCACGUCUGUUCUGUGUGGAACCCUGCUUUCCCAUGCCAUGUUAUAGACAGAGAGCAGGGGUUAGAUGGGAUGGACACUGCUGUUGUGAUGCAAUUUAAAAUGGUGUCAUAUCCUACUUUUAGUCUACUUACCAUUCAUCCAAACGGUGACUCCUGGGUUGCUUUUGAUUUGAAGUUCUCAGGAAUGUCUCGGUGCAUUUGUUGUUUUGUUUAACUUUCAGACCAACACUGAUAUGAGCAUUUGUUUUAGCUUCAUAUAUAUAUAUAUAACUUUAGCAUAUAUAUAUGCUAAAACAAAUAAUAAAUACAUAUAAUACAGUGCCUUUGGAAAGUAUUCAGACCCCUUGACUUUUUCCACAUUUUGUUACGUUA